Messenger RNA from Mus caroli (Ryukyu mouse), 2495 nucleotides. RefSeq names its product T-cell activation Rho GTPase-activating protein-like. Gene Ontology annotation, molecular function: GTPase activator activity. Lineage: Eukaryota; Metazoa; Chordata; Mammalia; Rodentia; Muridae. The record is from RefSeq and is a predicted model, not a curated record. Gene Ontology annotation, biological process: regulation of Rho protein signal transduction; signal transduction.
GCAGUUGGUCUGCCAACUGCCAUACCUACCUUUGGUUUUUAGUGCCACAGAAGACCAUCCAGGGAAAGGGUCUCCAUUUCAGCCUCCAGUGUAAAGGGCUUGACAACCCUUAUUAUAUCAUAAUGAGCAACCAUCAAGAAACUUCUGGACCACAUGAAUCAGAAAACUUGGUGGAUGUUCUCAACCUGCCAGAUGCAGAGAAGAAAACAGUUAACAAAAAACAGCCUUUCAUAACUCGAGUAUUCCACAAGGCCUCGGUGCCCCACCAGGACAAAGUUUGCACAUCCCUGCCAGUUACUAAGAGAGGAAUACUUUUUGGAAAUGAUCUCUCUGUUGUUUGUGAUGAUGGAAAUCUUCCUAAAGCAAUUCUGGAUAUGCUCUCCCUUCUCAACGAGAAAGGACCAAUCACUGAAGGCAUCUUCAGGAUAUCAGGCAAUAUGUCAGCAUGCCACGCCCUAAAAGAAAGGCUGGAUUAUGGACAAAAGGUGAAUCUGAAAAAGGAAUGUGUUCUCGCUGUGGCAUCUGUCUUAAAGGAGUUUCUUCAUAAUAUACAAGGAAGUGUGCUGACUUCUAGACUGUAUGAUAUAUGGCUUGAUGUUCUUGACCAAGAAAAUGAAGAGGAGAAACUAGCUGCAGUGCAGAGUCUUUUACAGCGUCUGCCUUACCCAAAUGUCAGUCUCUUGAGAGAACUUUUCCGAAUGCUACACAAGAUAGGAAGAAAUUCUGCAGUUAACAAAAUGACUGCUUAUAGUCUAUCUGUUUGCAUGGCCCCAUGUAUCCUAUGUCUGCCUCGUUCCUGCAACUCGGGAUUAGCAAAUGAUAUCUCCAAUGAGAUUUCCCUUGUAAAAUUUCUCAUCGAAAAUAGUCUGAAAAUAUUUGGAGAAGGCAUGGUUUUACAUUAUGAUGUGAGUUCAGUGUCUUGCCCUGAUGUGGAGAAAGCAUCAGGUCCCCUAAACAAUAUAACUAACUUUGAUGAGAUGAAGGAUAAGGAAUAUCAAGACAACCACUGUCAAAGUGGGAUGACAUGCCCUCCAGGCAACAAUUUGGUGCCCAUGAGUCCAACUGAUCCUCUUCACAAUGAGGGGACUAUAGCUUCUGAAAAACCUGUCAAAAGAUAUUUUAUAAAGCCAAUGAUUACCUGUGGCUCUACUACCAGCCAUGACAAUGUGUGUAUAACCCCAUCCCCAUCAGCACCAAACAAGGGACACCUCUUUGGAAAGUCUCUCACCAGUAUCUGUAAGGAUGGUAAUCUGCCUGCUCCAAUUUUGGACAUGCUCUCUAUCAUCGAUGCAAAAGGACCAGACACAGAGAGAAUAUUCAGAACAAUAGCUAAUAAAUCAUACCUCACCUUAAGAGAAAAGCUUGACUCUGCAGAGGAAAUGAACUUGAGAGAGGAAUCUGUUUAUAUCGUAGCAUCUGUCUUAAAGGAAUUUAUUAGGAAUAUUCCAGGAAGCUUACUUUGUUCUAAUCUGUAUGGAAAAUGGCUUGCUGUCCUUGAUCAAGAAUUCCAUGAUCAAAAGAUUUCUGCUAUCCAAAGUCUUUUAAUACAGAUGCCAUUACCAAAUGUUCUCCUUUUGAGACACCUUCUCUCUGUGCUACACAAGAUUAAAGGUCGGUCUUCUAUUACUCACAUGACUGCUUACGCUUUAUCAGUUCGCAUAGCUCCAAGUAUGCUUUGGAAUCCUUCUCUCUCCAACUCAGGGUUCGGGAAUGAUAUCUCACAAAAGAUUUCAGUUGUUGAAAUUCUCAUUGAGAGCUUUCUGGAGAUAUUUGUAGAAGAUGCCACCGUGUUUUAUGGAGAGUUCCCAAAGAGUUGCAGUGACAUAGAAAAAGCUUUAGCUUCCUUGAAUAAUGGUGCUGAGUCUAAUAAAAUGAGGAAUGCCAGAGGUGACAGUAAAGGCAGCUGUCAUAUUGAAAAGACACACCUCCCCAAAAAAUGAUGAAGAGGAUCUAUCUGCUUCUCCCCAGGCAGAAGAUCUCAGAGAAACGACUGCAGAAGGAGACUGACAAGCAGCACCCGGAUUGGAGAAAUAGCUUCUGGACGGAGAAUUUUUUUCUCAGCAACUGAAUACUUGAAUCCCCAGGACUACAUUGAAUUACUAUUUCUCCUUCACUUUAUUGAUUAUUCCACUAAGACCACUUUUUUAUUAUUUAAUAUAACCAGCUUUGUCAGCAUUUGAAGGAAUUUGUUUGGAUUUUCUGCUUCUGUCCAGAAAUGAGAAUCCCACCCCCAAAUAACAUGCCUCUGUCAACCAAUAGAGGCAUCGGGCUGAUUCUCUUAGAUUGUGAACUUGAGCGUUAAGUAAGCACUUCUCAGGUCCCAGCUCAUUCCUUCUGAAUGUGUCAUGUCCCCUCCCACUUAUACCUCUGAAAAGCUUAUUAAUAAACAGUACUUCUGUUUCUCCGUUUUAUCAUACUGUAUUAAUUACAAAUAAUAAUCUUCACUUAUAUUCAUUGUUUUAUGUUCUAGACUAUGCUUAUUUUGUAAUAAUAAA